CUUACUCUUCGCUUUUCCCUUUCAAAUCUCGAAUCACAUAUCUGAUCCUUUGAACUUCCAAGUACUUGGGUCCUAAACGCGCUGACAAAGAGCGUUAACGUCUGAAUGGGUCUACUCCGGUCCGGCUCGGGUCCUUUGAACUCACCGACAGCCACCCCCGCGUCUGUGACAAAAGAACUGCUAACAGUUGACAUCCAUCAAAGCGACAAUAAUGCUGAGUAUUACAGCUCGCAUCAUUUCCCCCUGUAGCUCGCGUCCCAUUUCACUAUCUUGAUAUUUGCUGUCAACACAUCUGCAUGCACACCUGACAACCAUGACUACUCAGCUAGAUGACCCUUUGCACCAGCUACAACAGCUUGGUAAUCUAAUACAAUCUUCUAUAGCCGACUAUGUGAAGUUGAAACAGGAAUCUGUUGAGAAUGCCGAAUCAAAAUUGCCUGAAAAGUCUCUCUUCGACGCGCAGAGGACGCUGCUUGCUGCUGCCGGGCUUCUGACAGAACUAGUCAGCCAGCCUCAGAAUCGGCUGCUGGAGGUUUCGUCGCAAUAUUUUGAAGCGCGAGCUUUGCAUAUUGUCGCAGAUAAGCGCAUACCUGAUAUUCUUGCUCAGAGUGGCGAUGCAGGUGUUGCGAUCAUUUCCCUAUCCUCCGCCGUUGGAAUCGAGCCCCGAAAGCUAUCUCGUAUUAUGCGCUGUCUCUGCUCUAUUCAUGUCUUUCACGAAAAGGGGGAGGACGUGUUCAUCAACAACCGCAUCUCGUCUUCACUGGUUGGUAACGAGCCCUUACGUGCUUAUAUCAUGCUGUUCGGACUGGACUUGUAUAGCAGCUCAGAUUACCUACCGCGUUAUCUCAGCGAUCCGGUCAAGGGACCUUCAUAUGCAUUGGAGGUCACACCCUGGCAAGAUGCACUCAAAACAUCCAAGCCGCGCUGGGACUGGCUCGAAGAGAGCGUCCCCAUCCACGACCUCGAGGCGGGUAACAACUCUUCUGACGGUGGAUCGUCUGCCUAUCCCGGAGUUUUCGGCGAUGAGUUAGCGAAAGCAUGCGACGGCAAGACGAGCGCUACGCUGAUAAAGCGCCCGGAGCAUAGGAUUUUUGGGCUCGCGAUGGUUGGUGGGGGUCGCGUCUUCGGUGCAGCUCAUCUAUAUGACUUCCCCUGGGCAACUCUUGGUUCUGCCACCGUUGUGGAUGUAGGCGGCGGCGUAGGCGGUUUCUGCCUUCAGCUAUCACAUAUCUAUCCGGACCUCCAAUUCGUCGUCCAAGACCGUGCCCCGGCCCUGCAACAGGCACAGACUGAGGUAUGGCCGCGCGAGAACGCCGAAGCGCUGACGGCUGGCCGUGUCAAAUUCAUGCCUCAUGAUUUCUUCGAUGUGAAUCCGGUCAAGAACGCCGAUGUCUAUUGGCUGCGCUAUAUCCUUCACGACUGGUCGGAUGACUACUGCGUGCGUAUUCUCAAUGCUAUCAAACCCUCUAUGGGUCCCCGCAGUCGAAUAUUGAUAUGCGAUCAAGUCAUGAACACGACCAGAGGAUGCGCGGAACUACCUGCCGCACCUGCACCGCUACCAGCGAACUGGGGCUAUUACACAAGAUAUUCGCACCAGCGUGAUCUUGCCAUGAUGUCUAUUAUCAAUGGUAUCGAGCGGAAGCCAACUGAAUUUAAAGAUCUCGUUGAUAGAGCUGGCCUGAGACUGAGGAAGAUCUGGGACUGUCGUAGCCAGGUAGGACUAGUGGAGAUAGUGUUACCUGGGUCAAAGCUGGAUUGAGCUGGGUGUAACAUAAUCAUGUCUAAUAGAAUGUAUUCAGACAAUAAGAGCACAGGUACAAGGAAUAGUGGUAAUAAGAAAACUAAGCUUCGGUAACUAGUUGGUACAAAGACAUAUAAGUCACGUGCUAUGCUCAUA
This is a messenger RNA of Xylaria bambusicola, 1897 nucleotides long. Its product is annotated as S-adenosyl-L-methionine-dependent methyltransferase. Gene Ontology annotation, molecular function: O-methyltransferase activity. Lineage: Eukaryota; Fungi; Ascomycota; Sordariomycetes; Xylariales; Xylariaceae. The coding region runs from base 314 to 1759 and encodes 481 amino acids. The record is from RefSeq and is a predicted model, not a curated record. The transcript is spliced from 6 exons.